This is a messenger RNA of Echinops telfairi (small Madagascar hedgehog), 765 nucleotides long. RefSeq names its product cytochrome c oxidase subunit 5A, mitochondrial. Gene Ontology annotation, biological process: mitochondrial electron transport, cytochrome c to oxygen. Gene Ontology annotation, cellular component: mitochondrial inner membrane. The coding region runs from base 1 to 594 and encodes 197 amino acids. The transcript is spliced from 2 exons. The record is from RefSeq and is a predicted model, not a curated record. Lineage: Eukaryota; Metazoa; Chordata; Mammalia; Afrosoricida; Tenrecidae.
AUGACCUCCUUUGUGACUAUGCCUGCUUUAAGUAACAAGGACAGACUGGGGAGGCUGUCCCAGCUCACCCAUUUCUGCUUACAUACACUUGCUCUCAGGGUAAAGUUGCCCGAAGCUCAGAGAUGCAAUGUGGUCACCCUUAGCCUGCGUGCCGCUGCUCUCCAACGCUGCGCCGCCGCGGCCGCGCGGGCCGGCCCUCGAGGCUUUCUGCACUCCGUCCCGGCCCCCGGCCCCGCCGCCGCUGUCCUGUCAAUUCGCUGCUACUCCCAUGGGUCUCAUGAGACAGACGAGGAGUUCGAUGCUCGCUGGGUGACAUACUUUAACAAGCCGAAUAUCGAUGCCUGGGAAUUGCGCAAAGGGAUGAACACACUCGUUGGGUAUGAUCUGGUUCCAGAGCCAAAAAUCAUCGAUGCUGCUUUACGAGCGUGCAGACGCCUAAACGAUUUUGCUAGUGCCGUUCGCAUCCUAGAGGUUGUUAAGGACAAAGCAGGACCUCAUAAGGAAAUCUACCCCUAUGUCAUCCAGGAACUUAGACCAACUUUAAAUGAACUGGGAAUCUCCACUCCAGAGGAGCUGGGCCUUGACAAAGUGUAAACGCCCACAGGCGGGCUUCCCAAGGAUUUAUUGGUAUUGCUACUUGCUUGUCAACAGUCACCUGGAAAUACUGAAGAUAACAUAAUUACCUUUUUGAACCCGUUUUCCUUUAUUGAGUACCAAACCAUGUAAGAAUAACUUGUGUCUUAAUAAAAGGGAAACGAGUUUCAA